AUGGCCGCCCCUAAUUGCAAUACAGCAAAUGUCUCGAAGCGAGAUGCCUCGGGGUAUUUACCUAUUGAGAAUUACGGAAUGAUCGGCAACAUGCGAACGUGUGCACUUGUAAGCAUGGACGGCAGUGUUGGUAAGGAUUCCAUGCCCGAGUUUGAUUCACCAUCGAUAUUCUGCCGUCUUCUUGACAAAGACAAGGGCGGCUACUUCAGUGUUUCUCCUUCUGUGGAUUGCACAACUAAGCAACAAUACCUGCCUUCCUCUGCUAUCCUGCAAACCAGAUACAUACAUGAAAGCGGCGUGGUCGACUUGGUUGAUUUUUUCCCUCGGCCAAGGACAACCAACAUUCUGGCUAGUGGUUACAAGCAUAAUGCCUACCGUGAGACCAAGCCAGUGCAGGAGGAGCUGAAGAAAUGGCUAGUCAGGCGAGUAGAAUGUAUUCGAGGAGAACUUGAUCUGGAUGUGGACAUAUACCCAGCUUUCGGCUAUGGGAAAGAAUCUCACACAACCACUAUUAUCCAGCAUGUACUCAAGUCGUUCGACUGCAAGAGCAAGACUGUGACGUUCCACAGCGAGCAUGAAAAGCUUCAAUUGGACGUUACCAUUGAUCAUGGAGAUGAAGAGAAAAAAAGCUGCCCUUCAGUCAUCUUUAAGAAAGAGAAAAAAGAUGGUAUGCUUGGGGAGGGCGUGACUGCUAAAAUUCGCUUAUGCGAAGGUCAAGCAGUAUCAUUCGUCCUUCGUGCUGACAUUGAGGAUCAUGUCACGCAACAUGUUACAACACCAAUUAUCGAUAAGCACCAGAAUGAUACGCAGACAUUCUGGUUUAACUGGCUUGCAAAGAGUAGAUAUCGGGGGGGAUGGCGCGAAAUUGUGGCACGGAGCCUGAUGAUCCUGAAGAUGCUUACUUACGAACCAACCGGUGCCAUUGUUGCAGCACCCACAUUUUCCAUUCCCGAAGAUGUGGGCGGCGUCAGGAACUGGGAUUACCGCUUUUCUUGGAUUCGCGAUAGCAGCUUCACCAUCUACAUUCUUCUACGAAUGGGAUUUACGGAAGAGGCAGACGCCUACAUGGGUUUUAUCAACAACCGCUUCCAAAAUGCCACUACAAAAGAUGAUAAGUUCUCUGGACUGCCCAUCAUGUUCACCAUUAGGGGCGAGACAGAUAUCCCUGAGGAGGAGCUCAGUCAUCUAGAUGGCUACAAGAAUAGCCGACCUGUCCGUAUCGGUAAUGGUGCAGCUUUCCAUCAGCAGUUUGAUAUCUAUGGUGAGCUGAUGGACGGUAUUUACCUUUACAACAAAUACGGAAAACCCGUAUCAUGGGAAACUUGGGUCUCUGUGCGAAAGAUGCUUGACUACGUUCUGACAAUAAUCGAUGAACCUGAUAUGAGUAUCUGGGAAGUUCGCAACCACAAGCAAAACUUCGUAUACUCGAAGGUCAUGAUGUGGGUAGCCUUUGAUCGCGGUCUGCGACUGGCAGAGAAGCGAUGUCUGCCCUGUCCCAACCGAACCAAAUGGCUGGAAGCCCGAGACAAACUCAUGGAGGAAGUCAUGGAGAAGGGAUAUAACAAGGAGAUGGGCUGCUUUGUGCAAAGCUACGAGAACAACACCAUGCUCGACUCAUCUAUCCUCAUCGCGCCUCUGGUCUUCUUCGUCGCUCCUAAUGAUCCUAGAUUCCUCCGGACCAUGGACCGCAUUCUCAUGCCGCCCGAGAAGGGCGGUCUUACUAGCACGGGACUUGUCUAUCGCUAUGACACAGAACUGUCCGAGGAUGGCGUCGGUGGUCGCGAGGGAGCCUUUUCGAUGUGCACGUUUUGGUUGGUAGAAGCCAUGACGCGGGCGAGCAUUUACGAGCCCAAAUACCUCGGCCGAGCCAUCAACCUCUUUGAGAACAUGCUCAGCUUCUCCAACCACCUCUCCAUGUUCUCUGAAGAGAUUGCGAGAUCAGGCGAGCAGCUUGGUAACACACCGCAAGCCUUCAGUCACCUGGCACUUAUCAGUGCGGCGUUCAACCUGGACCGAGCGCGGGAGCACAAGAGAUGAACCAGGAAAUGCUUCUUCUCCAGGGAGCGGAAGGACGUUGUGCAGUCGAGUCUGGACACGGGCCUUCUGGCUUGCAACGUCUACUUUUGCACUAAUUACGCCUAUGACACGAACUCAGAUAUGUUAGGUCACAUCAGGGAACAGCAUGGUCUGACACUGCUUUUUAGUCUCGCAAAUAGUCAAGAAUCGCCAAUUCAAUGCAAUUCGAGAGUAGGGCAUGCGCAAAACUACUGCUAUAAGAUCGUUGAUUUAAUGGUUUCGAUGUUCACAAUGCGCAGUAGUUUGGUAAUUCCCAGUUUUGAAUUUUAUGAAGGUGUAUGUUUGAUAUUGCUCUCCUUUUGUCUUCCGCAUUUCCCAACAUCAACCAUAACGCCAGAACCUUGUAUCAAUACUAGUCGUGAUGAUGCCAUCCACGGGUUGUGGUUGGCGACAGACAAUGUAUACAAAUUUAAUUCCUGAACAGAUGUUGUUAAUCCAAACCACC
This is a messenger RNA of Truncatella angustata, 2521 nucleotides long. RefSeq names its product Six-hairpin glycosidase-like protein. Gene Ontology annotation, biological process: carbohydrate metabolic process. The coding region runs from base 1 to 2037 and encodes 678 amino acids. Lineage: Eukaryota; Fungi; Ascomycota; Sordariomycetes; Amphisphaeriales; Sporocadaceae. The transcript has 8 exons. The record is from RefSeq and is a predicted model, not a curated record. Gene Ontology annotation, molecular function: hydrolase activity, hydrolyzing O-glycosyl compounds.